AGGAAGGAGCAGGCUAUGUUUUUUUUCCCCUUGGGCGUUAGAGGGCGCCCGCAUCAUUUUUCUCCACCGUCGAUUGUUUGUUUCGCAGCAAAGGUUUCCAGGCGAAAUGUGAUCGGGCGGCACUUUUGUCGCAGUUUCCCGAAAAGCGGGUCGAGUGCGGUCUGGCUCCUCCUGCAAAGCACGCCCUCCCUCGCCUUCAAUCAAGGGACCAGGAAGUGUUUCCAGCAAGAGCUGGAAUAUCAUCGCCAGCAGUGCACUCACGUUGUCACUGGCAGUGAUGAUGAGCUCAGUUCCACCCAUCUGAAGGCCAUCAAGAAGUAUCAGCUGCCCGUCGUAGGUCCUGAUUUCAUAUGGAAUUCAGUCAAAGAAAGAAGGCUUUUACAGAUUAAUAACAAUGAGCCCCCAAAGACAUUGCCAUCUGUAACUGAUGAUGGGGACAAUUGUCAGAGGAGAAAGGAUACAACUGUAAUUAAUGGCAGUGAUGCGUCCAAUGAUAAGAAUGCAUCCAGUGACAAUAACAACUUGGAUGAAAUCAGGUGGUUUUCAAAUAACGAUGAAGAUGUUCCUUAUUUUCCCGAAGACUUUGAGAUUGCAAAAUACAACCUCCUUGAAAAGGUUGCAGCACAUGGCGAAUAUGUCCUUGUUGAACUUCAGUGUUUUCAACAGCAAUGCGAUUACCCCUUCCGCAUUUAUAGGCACUGCAGUGUCCGAGAUGGGAAGCAGAAACAAUUUAUACCAACGAAGACAUCUGAAAAAGCUAGAAGAAACUAUGAACUUUGCAUCGAAAAUCUGAAGAAAGAGGGUUUUGAACUAAGGACAGACUUUCCAAAUGAAGCAGAAUACUUAGCUUCAUGGAAAUUACAAGAGAUCUUGGUAUCAGAAGCCAUCAGUUCCAGCACUUUGUCUGAAGGUGUUGCUAAGUUUGUGGAGCUGAUCUGGAUUGAAGCUCUUGGAGUCCUGGAUCUUGUAUUGGCUAAACCAGUAACCAGCAUUAGCCUCAAUGAUGUUAGCAAAGCAGAAGGCGUUCUUCUCCGCACAAAGAAAGCACUGAAUGACAUGAAAUCACCAAGUGAGUUAUCAGCAAUGAUGAUGGAUUUCUAUCAAAUUAUACCGCACAAAGAUGCUCUGAAUUGUAAUGUUACUCUGAAGCUUUUAUCUAACAAGCAGGAUCUCUGUCAGCUUAUCAGGGACAUGUUGAAUGUUCAGGAAAUAAACUUAUCAACUCCAAACCCAUCAUCCCUUUCCAAGUACCAGGCUUUGAGGUGUAGAAUAGAUGCUCUUGAUGCAAAAACUGAAGAGUUCCACAGAAUUAAACAGCGGGUGGAUCAAGAUACCAGCAAAUGUCCAGUAGAAAUUUUGGAGAUAUAUAAAGUUGGCAGAAUCACAGAAGCAGCAGGUUUUGAGAGUCGCCUCGGCAACGUUCAAUCCUUGAUUCAUGCUUCAUCUCCUGGGAACUUUGUUGGAAUCCUUUCUCGGGGACUCCUUCUACCAAAGAUGGCAGUUGAAGAACAUGGAUUGGAAAGAACUGAUUUUGGGAACUUGGGCAGUGGAAUUUAUUUCAGUGAUUCCCUCAGUACGAGCAUAAAAUACUCUCAAACAAGUAAAACAGAUGGAGCUCGAUUACUUUUGAUUUGUGACGUAGCACUUGGAACUUGUUGGAACACACAUCAGACAAACUUUUCUUUAACUGCACCACCACCAGGCUAUGACAGCGUGCAUGGAGUCAGUAAGAAAAAAGACAGAAAAUCUGCUUUUGAGGGUGAUGAAUUCGUGGUGUACAGAACUAGUCAAGUCAGAAUCAGAUAUGUGGUUAAGUUUAGCCUUGUGCAUGACAAAGUAAAGGAGUUCCAUCCUGUAAUUCGGACUGAGUUAGAAGAUGAGUUGCCUUCUCUUGACCAACCACAGCCUGAAGAUUAUGAAAUGCCAAACCAAGAUAAGCGGGAAAAAGUAAUUUCCGGUCUCCUGGAUCGAUCUGGAAAUCCAAUUCCUCUUAAAAAUCUUCACAUCAAGGGAAAAAUAAUAGACUUUGCAGGACAGAUUGUGAUAUUUCAGACCUAUGAAAAUCAAACUGACAGCCCCAUUGAAGCCAAAUAUGUCUUUCCUUUGGAUGACACGGCUGCCGUGUGCGGGUUUGAGGCUUUUAUUAAAGGGAAACAUAUAAUUGGAGAGGUGAAAGAAAAAGAAAAAGCACACAAAGAAUAUAGAGACGCCGUCAUUCAGGGACAUGGAGCUUAUCUGAUGGAUCAGGAUGCUCCUGACAUAUUUACAGUGUCAGUUGGAAACUUGCCUCCUUCAACCAAGGUACUCAUCAAAAUCACAUACGUCACAGAGCUCAAUUACGAUUAUGGACGCUUUUCAUUUCACCUGCCUGCCGCUCUGACUCCUUGGCAACAAGACAAAGCAUUAAAUGAAAACACACAGGACGCAGUAAGAAAAGUUGCUAUUAGGCAAGUAGGAACGAACAUUGGUGAAUUCUCCUUGCAAAUGUCAGUUGAAAUGCCCUUCAAAAUAGAGUCCAUCAGGAGUUGGACUCAUGAACUGAAAAUAAAGAAAACAGACUGCAAAGCUGUUGUCUGUACCAAGGAUGCUAGUUCCUUAGGUAUGGAAGGCUUCACAAUGGACAUCGUGAAUGGUAACGUUUAUUUGCCCAGAAUGUGGAUUGAAAAGCAUCCAGACAAGAAGAGUGAGGCAUGCAUGCUUGUGUUUCAGCCGGAAUUUGAUACACCGUUUGACCCUAUACAUACCAGUGGUGAAACUGUCAUCUGCCUGGAUUGCUCUAACUCCAUGGCAGGUUCAAAAAUCCAACAUGCCAAGCAAAUUGCAUUAUCUUAUUUAAAUUCAUGUUAUGAUACAGAAAAACUGACUGUGAUCAAAUUUGGAACAAAUUUCAUUGAGUUUCCUUACAAUUUUGAAGACUUUGAAGCUAUGAAGCAGUUUAUCAUGUCUGCUACAGCUACAAUGGGAAACUCAGAUUUCUGGAAGACUUUGCAUUACUUGAGUUUGCUCUACCCUUCCAAAGGGAAACGCAACAUUCUUUUUAUAUCUGAUGGACACAUUCAGAAUGAAGCUGUGACUCUGCAACUUGUGAAACAGAAUGCAAAACACACUAGAAUAUUUACAUGUGGAGUUGGGCCCGCAGCAAAUCGUCACAUGCUGAGAUCACUAUCCCAAUAUGGAGCUGGAGCCUUUGAAUAUUUUGAUGAAAAAUCAAAGUAUGACUGGGAGAGAAAGGUAAUGCAGCAACAAAAAAGGAGGUGGUCCCCAGAAUGCAGUGCCAUUUCAAUUAAAUGGCAACAAUUUGACACAGAUGCACCAGAACUGAUGUAUGCUCCAGCUCAGAUACAGUCUCUGUUUGAACAUGAGCGUCUUCUGGUCUAUGGCUUUAUCUCUAAUUGCACCCAGGCUGCAUUAUAUGCCCUAUUGAAUAGCCAAGAACUACAGACAAUUGUGUCUACAACUGAAUUGCAGAAGACAACAGGAACUAUUCUUCACAAACUUGCAGCAAGAGCCUUCAUUAGGGAUUAUGAACAAGGGAUUCUUCAUGAGGAUGAAGCAGAAAAUGAGAUGAAGAAACAGCUGUUGAAAUCCAUGAUCAUUAAGCUCAGCAUGGAAAACUCCAUCGUGACCCAGUUUACAAGUUUUGUUGCAAUUGAAAAAAGGGAUGAGAAGGAAGACCAAAUCACUGAUUCUUUGGAUGUUUUAGAACUUGUCUCCAAGGAGAAUGUCGACAUCUUACCAUAUAUGCAAUAUGAAGAACCUAAAGAGGCGGAGAAGGUUCUCCAAAAGGCGUGCUUCUUGAAAGUGGAUUCACUGACGAGUUGGGAAAAUGAUUUAUGCGAUAAGCUAUCCUUUUCACGGAGUGGAUCUGAUUUUCUGAGUUCUCUCGAACUCGGCCUACUUUCUGAUGAGUCCUCAACAGAAGGUCAGAAGUUUACACCGCAGGCAUUUGAUGAUUUUCAGGCAUUUGAGGAUUCUCAUCUAGCUGAUGAUCAGGUCUUAGGUGCUUCUUCUGUUCUUUCCAGUGUCUUCUCUGAUUCUCCGGCAAAACCAUCUUUUGUUCCAGCAAAGCUAAAACUGGGGUCUCUUCCUUCUCCUCCUUUAUCCUCGUAUAUCCCAAGAGGGCUCCCAUUCUCCUCCUUACUACCAAUGACACAGACAGUGUCGUCACUGCCUACCAGCAUGCCCGGUGCUGAUGCCCCACUCAAUUUGCAGACAAAAAUGUACAUGCCUACAAGCUGUAUAUCUUCCCCGGCGAUGUCUCUGUCAGACCAAGGUGGUUUUUCCAUGCCAAAUAUUCUAGAAAGAGCUCAAUUUCAAGGACCUUCUAAUGCAUUUUAUUCAACAGGGCCAUCUGCUGAGCCCAGAUAUCCCCGAACAUUUGGAUUUGGUGCUGCCAGCUUGCUGCCUGCUUCCCAAACAAAUGCAGCACUUUUGAGUCGGGAAAUACGUCAGAGCCUUCCUCCUCCUCCUCCUCCUCCUAGUCUGCAACUUUUUAGCCAGCCAUGUUUCACACUACCAGGUAGUAGCCUCUUUGGUUCUGCUCAGCCUUGGGCAGUCUCACAGUCUUUUAAACCAUUGGCCAAGACAACUCAGAAUAAAAUGGAUUUGCAAAAUUAUCCACCGAAAAGAGCCGAAAAGCACUUUCUUCCUAAACAUGCUCCUGGAGCAGUGUCAGAACAAGAUUUAGAGCCAGAAAUGAUGCACAAAGCUGUUCUCGAAAUGGGAAAAGAGAGAGCUGAAGAAGACCUGGCAUCCAAGGAUGUUCAUUUGAAGAAGAAAAAGAAGAAGAAAUCAAAACCAAUAAUGAAAAGGAAAAUAGUAUCUGAAAAUAAACAAUUAGGUAUUAUAUUCUGGCCGCGACUUUUUCAGCUCCAGAAUGAGGAUGGUUUUUGGGAGUUAACAUUUGAGCUUGGGAUGCUUUUGGAGCUUGAUGUUGAUCACUUAGUCAAUGUAACACUUGCCAAGAAAGGAAUUCAGUCACUAGGGCCAAAGGGAAAAGAGAAGUUGUUGCGGUUGAUUGCCACACUUCUGGUGCUGCAGGUUGUGCGUUUCAAGCAGUUACAAGGCCUCACCUUCAAAUCUCUAACAAAACUUAGUGACUCUCCUCCAUCGUGGGCACUUGUUCCAGCAAAAAAGGCUACUGAAUGGGCAAGAAGAACUGAGCGAGAAUUUCCAGUUAUUUGCCAGCGGCUUGAACUUGGGAAAGACUGGGAUUCUGCCACUAAAAACCUGCUGCGUAUUGAUACAACUUAGACCAUUACCUCCCCUCUAAUAUUAAAUGUCAUAUUUUGACUACUGAGAACCUGGCACUAUUACCUAUUUUCUCACACAUCAUCAAAAACAUGCAGAUUUUCACUUAUUAAGAUUUUCCCUUCAUAUCUAUACAGGCAAUCCCAAAAUUACAAACAUAAGACUUACAAAUGACUCAUAGUUAAAAACAGGGGACAGACAACAGGAAGUGAGAGAAAUCUAUUCCUAGGAAGGGAAAUCCACUCCUGAGAGAGUUAUCAUGGAGAGAAGGUGUCUCCACUGAAGUUUUCUUACCAAUCCUUUUUUCCCACAACAAGCCAUUUUUUUCAAAAUCCAAUGAUCACAAGGACAGAAAGUAAAAUGAAAUCUUCUGAACGGGCACAGACAGCAAAACAAACACCACAGGGGUGUUAACCCUUCCCUAUGCUGUCCUAAGCUUGCAUAUAUAUAUAUUUGGCUAGAGUUACACUUUAAAAUUUACUGAUUCCGACUUACAUACAACUUAAGAACAACCCUACAGAACCUGCGUUUGUAACUUAGGGACUGCCUGUAUAUUGCCAUAGUUUUGAUAAUUGCAAUGAUUGUGAUGAUUUUACUGGUUUGGAUUAGUUUGUUUUAAUGUUUUGAUUAUUUAAACUUUCAAUCACAUCAGUUGUUGUGCAUCAUUUGUCAGUGGUAAAAUGUAAACAAAUAUUCCAGUUUCUAGGCAAGAGUAAAGAAAUGUAAGAGGCAUUAUAGUCCAGAAAUUGUCUGAUUAAUAUUAUUGCUUCAUUGCUCUAUAGUAUCACUUAUAUUCAAUCAAUAUUCAAUUUAGUAGUCAAGAAAUGUAACUGGCAGAUGGUCUGUUUGCUCAUGGACUGUAUAGUUUUUGAAAAUACACAUUUUUUGCUAAAAGCCAAUUUUAUAAAAGUGUCUCAGUAUA
Messenger RNA from Anolis carolinensis (green anole), 6172 nucleotides. RefSeq names its product poly(ADP-ribose) polymerase family member 4 (gene parp4). Gene Ontology annotation, cellular component: cytoplasm. The transcript is spliced from 38 exons. Lineage: Eukaryota; Metazoa; Chordata; Lepidosauria; Squamata; Anolidae. Bases 16 to 5253 code for a protein of 1745 amino acids. The record is from RefSeq and is a predicted model, not a curated record. Gene Ontology annotation, molecular function: NAD+ poly-ADP-ribosyltransferase activity.